GUCUGCUUAGAAAGUAUUGUAGAUCAUACAAAGCAAUGAAUGGGGAGUUUUACAUAAAAAACCUCAAUACCGCCUUUUCGAGCCUCCGACUACAACUAUCAGAUCCACAGGUAUACUAUGCCUUUGCACAGGCUAUGGAUAAUGAUGAAUAUGUAUACAGCUUCGCUUUGUGUAGGGAGUAUCUCUCCACCUCGCAGUGUUUGGCUUGUUUUGAUUCUGCGGUUAAUGAGACAAAAGCGUGUGGCAGUGGUGAUGGUGGUAACGUUGUUUAUGAUGAUUGCAGCAUCAGGUACGAGAACUAUGGCCAUAUAUUUGGUGACAAAGGGGUUAUAUUGGAUACUAAUGCUCCUCCAUCUGGAGUAUGCAGCAACGAGUCAGCAUCUCAGCCAAUAACAACCUUUAACAAAAUAGUAGAAAAUUUAAUUUCCGAUAUUGUAGUCGCUACUCCAACAACAUCUAAUUUCUACGUAGCAUCCUCGAGUGACGUCACAACCAACAGUGCAACAGUGUAUGCGGUUGCACAGUGUGCUAAGAACACAAGCCAAGCCAUUUGUAGAAACUGUUUAAAUACAGCAUAUAACAAUUUAAAAGGUUGUCUCCCGAGUAGCGAAGGGCGGGCCAUCGAUUUUCUUUGUUUUAUGAGGUAUUCUAAGUCUCAGUUUUUCCAAAGCAACCAGACAACAAAUAUCAUACCUUUCAUAAAAAGUUCAAACAAGUCAGGAAUGAUUGCAGGAAUAAGUAGUGGUAUAGGUCUUUUUAUGCUUAUACUUGUUUCGUGGUUAUGGUAUCGACAUUUGAAGAAAUUAAACACUGUUAAAAAAGGUAACCUUUUAGCUCAAUCUGGACUUCAAGGGGGGAAAUGUUAUCGUUACCAGGAUUUGCAAUUAGCAACUCAUAAUUUUGGAGAAGAGUGUAGAAUUGGGAAAGGAGGUUUCGGUGAAGUAUUCAAGGCAUUUAUAGAUGAUGGGAACAUAGUAGCAGUCAAGAGACUCAAUGUUAGUUGUGGCAGAGCCAAAAUAGAUUUUGAAAAUGAAGUUAGACUCGGAAGUAAUGUUCAACAUCGGAAUCUAGUACGCCUACAAGGUUCAAGUACUGAUGGACCCGAGCUACUUCUUGUCCUAGAAUACAUGCCACAAGGCAGCCUUGACAAAUUUUUAUGGGGUGAAAAAAGGGGAACUCUGAAUUGGAAGAAAAGAUAUGACAUUAUCCUUGGGGUUGCUAGGGGUCUUGCCCAUCUUCAUAACGAAUUCCAUGUUAAAAUAGUUCACAGAGAUAUAAAAUCGAAUAACAUUCUCCUGGAUGAUGAUUUUCAACCCAAAAUUGCAGAUUUUGGGCUGGCAAGAUUACAGCCAGAUGAUAUUACCCAUGUUAGCACAAGGCUAGCUGGCACAUUAGGAUACUUGGCACCAGAAUAUGCAAACAAGGGACAUUUAUCAAAAAGGGUUGACACCUUCAGCUUUGGUAUCAUGACCCUUGAAGUCAUCAGUGGUCGAAAAUGUACCGAUGAAAACUUUAGUGGACCUGACACAUCUCACCUUCAUGAACAUGCAUGGCAAUUGUAUGAGAGAGGCAUGCACAUAGAGUUGAUGGACAAAGCAUUAUGUAUAGAAGAAUAUCAUCAAGAAAAAGUGAAGAAGACCAUUGAAAUUGCUCUACUGUGCACGCAAUCACCACCUUCUUCGAGACCAACCAUGUCUGAAGUUGUUUUGAUGUUAUCAAGUGGAUCAUCACCAUCACUUCUCCGAUCACCACCAUCACUUCUCCGGUCACCAACUCGUCUCCGUGGUCUACUUCUCUUUGAAACUUGA
Messenger RNA from Helianthus annuus (common sunflower), 1808 nucleotides. RefSeq names its product cysteine-rich receptor-like protein kinase 2. Lineage: Eukaryota; Viridiplantae; Streptophyta; Magnoliopsida; Asterales; Asteraceae. The coding region runs from base 36 to 1808 and encodes 590 amino acids. Gene Ontology annotation, molecular function: ATP binding; protein kinase activity. Gene Ontology annotation, biological process: protein phosphorylation. The transcript is spliced from 9 exons. The record is from RefSeq and is a predicted model, not a curated record.